Molecule: messenger RNA, 447 nt
Organism: Cheilinus undulatus (humphead wrasse)
Lineage: Eukaryota; Metazoa; Chordata; Actinopteri; Labriformes; Labridae
Product: relaxin-3-like
Exons: 2
Coding region: 1-447 (148 amino acids)
Cellular component (GO): extracellular region
Molecular function (GO): hormone activity
Source: RefSeq, a predicted model, not a curated record
AUGUGGAAAGCUAUUGUACUUGCAGCAUGCUUGCUGGUGGCUGGGGUUCAAGCCAUGGAUGACCCAUCGUACGGCGUGAAGCUAUGUGGACGUGAGUUCAUCCGGGCAGUCAUCUUCACAUGUGGAGGCUCACGAUGGAAACGGUCACUCAGGAGUACAGCAGAUUCCUCAGAGGACCCGUUCAGCUCCCGUCAGGAUGAAUCCUCAGAGGGUUUGAGUCACAACUUUGUGGUGGAGGGUCUCCUCCAAGGGACCAGAGAUUUAAGCAUCACACCAAGAGAUGACCAGGGGGGAGCGUUCAGCCGAACGACACGGUCUUUCAUCACCGAGGAAAUCCUGGAAGCUCUUCGCAAGGCUGACCGCAAGGGCCGGGAUGUGGUGGUGGGUCUUUCCAACGCCUGCUGCAAGUGGGGCUGCAGCAAGAGCGAGAUCAGCUCCCUUUGUUAA